AUGAAGACAACCAUAGUAACCUAUAUCCAUGGGCUACUAUUUCGAAAAAAGGAUCUAACUUCUCGUCAGCGAUGGAUACUUGGCCUCAUUGACCUUGCGCUUGUGGUGGUAUUGUGGGUGCUACUGAGCUUUUUGGUGAAUACAUUGGCUGACGAUUAUGAUUACAGUAAGCCUUUCUUCCUUACUUAUAUCAACACUUCGCUGUUUGCCUUAUACCUUAUACCAUAUUUGCACUCGGAAGAUAUCACAAUCAAAGAGUUCAUACACGAUCUGUGGUCAGCGAUAACUAAGGGUCGCCGACAACGCACCCACUCGCGAUCACCACUGCAUCUGGUUCCUAUACGACGUUUACUGAGUCCCGAAUAUGGGUCACAGGAGGAGGAGUCAAUUUCAGAGAACACCGCGGUUGUCGUCAAACCAUCAGCUACUGUCGGUUUCUCACAAACAAUAUGGCUCCUGUUUCAAUUUGCGUUGCUUUGGUUUCUGGCAAAUCUUGUCACGAACGCAAGUUUGUCAUAUACCCUGGUAGCCUCGCAAACAAUACUUUCGCUGACACUGCUGUUCUUCACAUUGUUGAUCGGAUACCUAUACAAAGUAGAACGUAUAAACAGGUAUAAGCUUGCGGGAAUUUUACUCAGCUUUAUUGGAGUACUCAUCGUGACAGAAGUGGAUGCACAGGACGAUACUAAUCGUCAUCAUGAACCAGUUGUUAUUCUAUUUGGCAACAUGCUUGCUCUCACUGGAGCGGUGAUAUACGGCGUUUACACCAUCCUUUUGAAGCUCAAGACAACCAUCAGUGGUACAACGGAGGAACGUGAGCUCAACACGCAUUUGUUUUUCGGAUUUGUUGGAGUUUUCACACUAUUCAUGUUGUGGCCGAUACUCAUUUUAUUGGAUUUGAGUGGGUUUGAGACUUUCGAGUUACCCCCUACCUUAACUAUUGCUUCCAUUCUUCUUGGCAAUACGUUUAUCACAUUUAUUAGUGAUUUCUGCUGGUGCAAAGCAGUGUUGUUAACGUCUCCAUUAACAGUAACUGUCGGCUUACUGAUGACAAUUCCAUUAGCAAUGGUUGGAGAUUGGAUUUUCAAGCUGUUUGCUUUCAAUUGGUGGUACAUGUGUGGCGCUUGUGUGGUAACUCUUGGGUUUUUGAUUAUAAAUCGUGAUGAAGAGGCGGAUUUCGUUCAAGAGGAUAGGGAUUAG
Diutina rugosa is the source of this 1200-nucleotide messenger RNA. RefSeq lists its product as uncharacterized. Gene Ontology annotation, cellular component: membrane. Gene Ontology annotation, biological process: regulation of peptide transport. The record is from RefSeq and is a predicted model, not a curated record. The transcript has a single exon. NCBI's taxonomy places the organism in Eukaryota, Fungi, Ascomycota, Pichiomycetes, Serinales, Debaryomycetaceae. Bases 1 to 1200 code for a protein of 399 amino acids.